AUGCUUGUUUCUUUAAAGCGGUCAGCUUCAGCACUCGAUCACCCAUUACAGUGCACUCCGAAUCUACCAUUUUCCCACGCUGACCCGCCGACGAGUAGUUUGGUCCUUCUCCCUCGUUUCCCACGCGGCGUACGAGGUCAGCAAGUCAGGCAUAGGGUCCUUGUGUGGAGCGCGACCGUCGCGAAUGACGAUGCGCGCCAUGGCGUCGGCGGAAUGGGUAGAUUUGUAAGUACUGUAGCGAUCGCCGACGCCCUAAAUCGUAGGAUUAGUCGUCUGCCACACAUUGGUGACCUUCAGUCCAAUCUUGCUGUCAUGCCCGACACCAGUCCUUUCCGAGUCGAGGGUUCUCACACUGGGAUGGCGUCCUGCGCCUACCAGCAUGGUGUCAAACAGAUUCCCGACGGGCUUGAAACCCUUCUCCUCUGUCCGUAUGAUCAGCUCCUGACACACCUCCGUUGGUGUGUCCGUUCUUCCGGGCUGGUCUGUCCCGACUCGUGCCAGUCGGUGCCCCCAGACGGGAAAGCGUAA
Chondrus crispus (carragheen) is the source of this 528-nucleotide messenger RNA. RefSeq lists its product as hypothetical. The coding region runs from base 1 to 528 and encodes 175 amino acids. The transcript has a single exon. NCBI's taxonomy places the organism in Eukaryota, Rhodophyta, Florideophyceae, Gigartinales, Gigartinaceae. The record is from RefSeq and is a predicted model, not a curated record.